Impatiens glandulifera is the source of this 644-nucleotide messenger RNA. RefSeq lists its product as uncharacterized. The record is from RefSeq and is a predicted model, not a curated record. Lineage: Eukaryota; Viridiplantae; Streptophyta; Magnoliopsida; Ericales; Balsaminaceae. The coding region runs from base 25 to 498 and encodes 157 amino acids. The transcript has a single exon.
CAAAAAGAAAGAAUAUUCAAAGCAAUGGUCCGUCCGACGACUCCUCAACCUCCGGCGAACAUUUACGUCACUUCAAAGCAGAUUAUCGCCGGAAUAGGUGAUUCUCUGACUAAUCUAUUCUCAAUAUGUACAAGGAAAGCCAAAAAGCAGUUGAGCAGAGCGACGAGGAAGUUUCAAUCCGAACGAGUGAUUAUCUCUGCAUCUGCUCUGUCUAGAUCGAAGAUCAUAUUAGCUUCGAUCAAUAAAAAGUCGAUUCAAUUUCGAAUGAAAAUGAAGAAGAGAUCUAGAAACGGUAGUGAUUCCGAUGAAUUAGAUCAUGAGGUUGGAAUCGACGGCGGAUUGUGGCGUAGGACUAUAUUGAUGGGAGAUAAGUGUCAACCGUUGGAUUUUCCUGGUGUUAUCUAUUAUGAUUGUAAUGGAAAUGUAAUGUCAGAACUUCCAGUUAGGUCACCUAAAGUAAGUUCGCUGUCGAAUUAUGCUUUUGUGGAUGAUGAAUAAGGAUUCAUGGUGACAUUAUAGGUACGCCGUAAUUGAUAUGUGAAAUUAGGUUUUCUUUUCAUCUUCAUCUUAUUCUUCUUGUUCUGGUUCUGGUGCUGGUGUACUUAGGCCGAUUUGAACAAGAACAAUCAAUGUAAUCUGUUUGC